UUUUUUUUUUUGAUUUGCUUUUUUUUUCAUGAUAUCUAUUUUCUUAUAUUCUCUAUUUGAUUAUGCGACAAUUAUAUUUUUUUUCUUCUGUCAUUUAUUUUCUAUCCUUACGAUAUUUUAUUUCCUAUUUUUGCGCCAUCUUAUUCUUUGAAUUCCGUCAUUUAUUAUUGAAUAAAGUGUAUAACUUAUAUAUAACAAAAGUUGUUGUUACUGAUAUUUCCAUAUUUCUUAUGAUUCUUGCGCCACCCUGAUUUCAUGUGGUUUAUUGUUUGGUUUUACCUUAUGAUUAUAAAUCCCAUGCAAAGCCAUCCUGAUCAAACUUAUUAUUAUCCGCU
Halteromyces radiatus is the source of this 335-nucleotide messenger RNA. RefSeq lists its product as uncharacterized. Lineage: Eukaryota; Fungi; Mucoromycota; Mucoromycetes; Mucorales; Cunninghamellaceae. The record is from RefSeq and is a predicted model, not a curated record. The transcript has a single exon. The coding region runs from base 63 to 251 and encodes 62 amino acids.